This is a messenger RNA of Botrytis cinerea B05.10, 698 nucleotides long. RefSeq names its product Bccox23 (gene Bccox23). The coding region runs from base 102 to 350 and encodes 82 amino acids. The transcript has 4 exons. The record is from RefSeq and is a predicted model, not a curated record. NCBI's taxonomy places the organism in Eukaryota, Fungi, Ascomycota, Leotiomycetes, Helotiales, Sclerotiniaceae.
GAGAUGAAACCAAACGGAUUACGGCCAGUGUCUUUACCAACGAAGUGAUUCACAUUCUACCAAUACCAACAUCUCUAUAUCAUAUUUAUCACUGGGCCACUAUGGCGUCGGACAAACCUGCAGAUAAUCCAUGGGAUAAAGAGACGAGUCAAAAAUUUGAAAGUAAACGCCCUGGAGAAUACUUUGACCCUUGUCAAGAAGCAGCUUCAAGAAGUCUGAAAUGUUUGGCUCGAAACGGAGGUGAUAGAGACAUGUGUACGGACUAUUUUCAAGCAUAUCGAGAUUGCAAGAAGCAAUGGAUCGAGCAACGAAAGGAAGCCAAAAGGAAAGCGGGGUGGUUUUCCUCGUGAGGAAACGGAAUGUGUAUGAUAGAAAUGUGAUGUGUCAACUUUGCGGGGAGGGAAGGCAUUAGAGACAAAAGUCAUUGGCAAGGGGGCCUUAUCCUACAACCCAAAAGUAUCAUUCUGGUCAGCAAAAUAAAAACUGUUUGCUCAAUUCGUUGGUGCUCAUAAUGGACUCUGCAUUGAUUGAAAGAGAUUUAUUAAAGCAUACGAGCCAAUGUAUGCGGAAUACUUAUGUACGACGACUGCUACCCAUCGCUGUCAGGGUUUCAAGACUUGCGCCAGUAAUAAUUACCUAGUAGCUACCUAGACAUGUAAUGCAACAGCAUAUGAAUCUUCACUCAAUACCACAAAACA